Molecule: messenger RNA, 1589 nt
Organism: Pan troglodytes (chimpanzee)
Lineage: Eukaryota; Metazoa; Chordata; Mammalia; Primates; Hominidae
Gene: SERPINA7
Product: serpin family A member 7
Molecular function (GO): serine-type endopeptidase inhibitor activity
Source: RefSeq, marked provisional
AGAUGCAGGUGGAUUCUUGGGCAUUUGCUAUUAACUUCCUUCCAAAAUGUCACCAUUCCUGUAUCUGGUUCUCUUGGUACUUGGGCUUCAUGCUACAAUCCACUGUGCAUCACCUGAAGGCAAAGUAACAGCCUGCCAUUCAUCCCAACCAAAUGCCACUCUCUACAAGAUGUCAUCCAUUAAUGCUGACUUUGCAUUCAAUCUGUACCGGAGGUUCACUGUGGAGACCCCAGAUAAGAACAUCUUCUUUUCCCCUGUGAGCAUUUCUGCAGCUUUGGUUAUGCUUUCCUUCGGGGCCUGCUGCAGCACCCAAACUGAGAUUGUGGAGACCUUGGGGUUCAACCUCACAGACACUCCAAUGGUAGAGAUCCAGCAUGGCUUCCAGCAUCUGAUCUGUUCACUGAAUUUUCCAAAGAAGGAACUGGAAUUGCAGAUAGGAAAUGCCCUCUUCAUUGGCAAGCAUCUGAAACCACUGGCAAAGUUCUUGAAUGAUGUCAAGACCCUCUAUGAGACUGAAGUCUUUUCUACCGACUUCUCCAACAUUUCUGCAGCCAAGCAGGAGAUUAACAGUCAUGUGGAGAUGCAAACCAAAGGGAAAGUCGUGGGUCUAAUUCAAGACCUCAAGCCAAACACCAUCAUGGUCUUAGUGAACUAUAUUCACUUUAAAGCCCAGUGGGCAAAUCCUUUUGAUCCAUCCAAGACAGAAGACAGUUCCAGCUUCUUAAUAGACAAGACCACCACUGUUCAAGUGCCCAUGAUGCACCAGAUGGAACAAUACUAUCACCUAGUGGAUAUGGAAUUGAACUGCACAGUUCUGCAAAUGGACUACAGCAAGAAUGCUCUGGCACUCUUUGUUCUUCCCAAGGAGGGACAGAUGGAGUCAGUGGAAGCUGCCAUGUCAUCUAAAACACUGAAGAAGUGGAACCGCUUACUACAGAAGGGAUGGGUUGACUUGUUUGUUCCAAAGUUUUCCAUUUCUGCCACAUAUGACCUUGGAGCCACACUUUUGAAGAUGGGCAUUCAGCAUGCCUAUUCUGAAAAUGCUGAUUUUUCUGGACUCACAGAGGACAAUGGUCUGAAACUUUCCAAUGCUGCCCAUAAGGCUGUGCUGCACAUUGGUGAAAAGGGAACUGAAGCUGCAGCUGUCCCUGAAGUUGAACUUUCGGAUCAGCCUGAAAACACUUUCCUACACCCUAUUAUCCAAAUUGAUAGAUCUUUCAUGUUGUUGAUUUUGGAGAGAAGCACAAGGAGUAUUCUCUUUCUAGGGAAAGUUGUGGACCCAACGGAAGCGUAGUUGGGAAAAAGGCCAUUGGCUAAUUGCACGUGUAUAUUGCAAUGGGAAAUAAAUAAAUAAUAUAGCCUGGUGUGAUUGAUGUGAGCUUGGACUUGCAUUCCCUUAUGAUGGGAUGAAGAUUGAACCCUGGCUGAACUUUGUUGGCUGUGGAAGAGGCCAAUCCUAUGGCAGAACAUUCAGAAUGUCAAUGAGUAAUUCAUUAUUAUCCAAAGCAUAGGAAGGCUCUAUGUUUGUAUAUUUCUCUUUGUCAGAAUACCCCUCAACUCAUUUGCUCUAAUAAAUUUGACUGGGUUGA